This is a messenger RNA of Cryptotermes secundus, 1753 nucleotides long. RefSeq names its product protein phosphatase methylesterase 1. The record is from RefSeq and is a predicted model, not a curated record. Gene Ontology annotation, molecular function: protein methylesterase activity. NCBI's taxonomy places the organism in Eukaryota, Metazoa, Arthropoda, Insecta, Blattodea, Kalotermitidae. Bases 158 to 1357 code for a protein of 399 amino acids. The transcript is spliced from 9 exons. Gene Ontology annotation, biological process: protein demethylation.
CUGACAGAAGACCGUACUGGAACUGGAAGUCACGGAUGUGCGAAAAUAAUCGUGUGAGACUGAUUUGGGGUACAAUUGUACAGUCAGAAGAAGGAACGAAUGGUGGUAUUGGAAAGGCUGUGGAAUUUUGAUAUUUUGGUGUCUGCAGUUCAUCAUAAUGUCAACAUUGCAAAAGACGAUUCUGAAAGCAAAAUUGCCGCCAGUUGUGCCGGUUGCUUCAUUAGGAUCUAGGGGUGCUCGGCGUAGUGGCUUUGGCAAAAAGAGAGACUAUACACCAGUUCAAUGGAGUCGUUAUUUUAGUGAGCGACGUGAUGUUGCUGUAGAUGGAAACCAGUUUAGAGUGUAUUGUUUGGGUGAUAGUGGUCCACUGUUGGUGCUGCUUCAUGGCGGUGGCUUCUCAGCGCUGACAUGGGCCCUCUUCUCUUCCUCUGUGACAAGUAUGGUAGGUUGUCAAGUACUGGCUAUUGACUUACGAGGUCAUGGAGACACUAUAACGACAAAUGAAGAGGAUUUGUCUGCAGAGACCAUGGCAAGGGAUGUUGGAGAUAUUGUAAGGACCCUCUAUGACUCAGACCCACCUCCUGUAAUACUGAUUGGGCACAGUAUGGGUGGAGCAAUUGCCGUGCACACUGCCAGUGCUAACCUUAUCCCUUCAUUGAUUGGUCUUGCUGUGAUUGAUGUUGUGGAGGGAACAGCCCUAGAUGCACUGGCAAGCAUGCAAAGUUUCCUUCGUGGACGACCAACACAUUUUACAUCCUUGGAGAAUGCAAUUGAAUGGUGUAUACGAAGUGGACAAGUGAGAAAUAUUGAGUCUGCAAAAGUUUCCAUGCCUGGACAGAUUAAAAAUAGUAAGUCGGGUAAACUUGCGACAAAUGAUAUAGAUACAUAUGUACCUGUGGGCCAAGUGGAUGAGCGGCAGAGUGCAUUGUCUGGCGAUGCCAUUUGGGAAGAAGUAAUUGAAGCCUCAAACAGUGAAGGUCAUACAGCGGUUGCAGAUGUCUUCAAACAUCCAUCUGCUUUGGCAGACAAAGACAGUCAGACAUGGAGGUACGUGUGGCGAAUAGAUUUGGGUCAGACAGAGAAACACUGGUCUGGCUGGUUCAAAGGCUUAUCUAACACAUUCCUUAAUUGCCCUGUACCCAAAAUGCUGCUUUUGGCUGGAAUUGAUAGACUUGACAAGGAUCUAACUGUUGGUCAGAUGCAAGGCAAGUUCCAGAUGCAAGUGCUCCCACAGUGUGGACAUGCUGUGCACGAAGAUGUGCCAGACAAGGUUGCUGAAGUCCUGGCUACUUUCAUGGUCAGACAUAAGUUUGCAGAACCAGAAUCCAGUUUUGAAAGGACCUUCCCAGCCUGUUGAGGAAACUGUGGAAGGAAACUUGUUUUGUCACGUCCUCCAGUUGAACUACUGGAGGUGCUGUUGUCCUAAUUGCAUAAUUCUAUUAUAGUAAACCUGUGCCAGUGAAACAUUUGUGAAAGUGUUCAUAUUGUUUUCCCCUUUUGUCAUGUGGCACAUGAAUCCAGACUACAGAAUAACAAUGUAUUUAAUGUAAAAAUGUUCAUAAAUAGAAGGAACAUGUCAAGGACAAUGUCAAAACGAACAAAUGAUGAAACAAAGAAAGGUGAUGGGUAGUAAAACCGAGCCAUACCAAAAACACCCCGGAGAGCAGCGCAGUCUGCUGACAUGAUAGAGGAAUAACUAAAGUUAGUUUGUGAAAACAUGAAAUGAUGUAUAAAUAAAUAAUGCUAAACUUUC